GAACACUAAAGUGCGACAUUCAUUAUACAAAACUCUUGCAUUUUCUGUGCGUUGACAAAACGACAAUUUCCAUAUCGAACAAGCAUACACAAUCGAAGCAUCUCUUAUUCUAUGCCUUUUAAACCAUGGCCGACCUCGAAACCAUCCGCCGACAACUAUCCAACCAACUCUUUAUUGGUUUCGGUGACGAUGCGACAUCGAGCCCGACACGGGAUACACGGUCAACGACUGGAGAUGGUGGUGGAGCAUUUGGGGAUAAAUUCAAUGAACGACUCUUGUUGAAUGUCAAGGUGUCGGAGGAGGCCAAAGCGGAGGAAGGAAAGGGUAAAGCGACAAAAGGGAGGAAGGUGCGCUUUAUUUGUGUGACGGUCAAGAAGAAUAUGAAGAUCCGUAUACAUAAAGUCAAGCAAGGAAAAGGUGGUAAUUUCUCUAUUGGGAAAACGUGGAGUUUGGACGAUAUCAAAUCCAUCGAGUCGGCUGAAGACACUCAAGUGAUUGUCAACCUCGGCAAAACGUAUAAAUGGUACUUGGAUGACAUGCACAAAAAGUUGGAAUUCCUCUUUACGUUAGUCAAGUUAUGUAGAAAAUACCUCAAACGGCCGCCAAAAUUUAUUAAUGUCGAUGAAGAGUCCUUGAAAGCCCAGAUGCACUUGAAUGCCACGUAUUUGAGUGCGACAGAAAAAGAGUUUACGGCGACUUUUGCUACGAUGGCGCAGAGGCCUCGUGGGGUCGUGUUGGAAGAGGAGGAAGAGGAGGAAGAAGUCAUUGAAGAACUGGACCCCAUACCCAUCGAGCCUGAGGCUCCUUCCCUCGAUAUGGACGAAGUCCUUAACGACUUCAAUUGGGAAGCAAGUGGCGAUGCAGCUGCCUUGGAAGCCAGAUUAAUUUCUGAGCUCCACGCUCUAGAGGCGGCCAACGUACAUGCCAUCAUCUCAAGCGAAGAACAGGCAAACAAAGUCGUCAGCCAACUGGAUCAUGCUAUAUGGGAGCUGGAUCAGAUUGAUGAGUGGAUAUCCCGAUAUACCCAUCUGCUGGACAGCAUGGGACAAGAUGUGCAUCAGAUUGAGGUCCGACAUAAGGGAAUGCAGAUUGCUUCACACAACCAGAAACUGCUUUUAGCUGAAGUUGAGGCCGUACUGGGAAGUCUUCGCAUCCCGGCAUAUAUCGUAGAGAUUCUGCGCACGGAGCCUUUGGAUGACAAUGAAGGAAUCGCCCAAUGCGAAGAGGCGACCCGCAAGCUGAUGGAUGUGACACAAAGCAAGUUUGAGGAGGACGUGAACAAUUUGCAAGCUGUCAAAGAACAGAUUGCGCUUUUGAACGGUUACGGGAAUCAGUUUGCUACGAGGCUUCAUGAUCAUUUGAUUGCGUAUUUUCAGUCGCAGGCUGAGGCAUAUCUGCAGGAUAAGGGCCGAACCUCCAAGAAAGGGAGUCUGAAACUCUAUGGACAUGAGGCAAUCGAAGAGCGACUGUACCGCUUUUGCAGACUCUUGAAAUGGCUUAAAGAUGUUGACACCCGGAAGCACUUCAAUUUGCAGAUGGCAUACGUGCAAGAAAUGGGUCGUGUGUACAUUCGAGACAUUCACGAGUUUAUUGAACAAUUCAAGCUUCACCACAUGCAGCGGAAACUGGAAGCAGAAGGCCAAGAUUAUGCGUUCUCUGUGCCGACUGUAUCGGUCUCGUCUGCUGCCAGUAACGCCCUAAAGUCCGCGAUCAAAGGGUCGCAAAAUAAUCUCCUAUUUGCAAACAGUCCGACAUCUGAUCGACCUGGGCCGGCUGCCAGUAUGAAGCAAAAACUGGAUAGUUACAAAGGCGGUGGCCAUCGCCAAAAAAAGUCGCGAGACAGCGAUUCGUAUACCGAUUCGCUUAAAGAGGAAGACAGCGAUGAUGCGGCGAGUAUCAGGAGUCACCGACGAGGCGGGUCCGAGUCGAUGGGUCGGGCAUCUGGUAUCAUGAAUAGUCUCAUCAGUCUAGAAGUUGGGGCCGAUGAACGAAUGGCUCCUGAUGAGGCCCUAGGCCAUACCCUGUCACUCUUACUACCCGUGAUCGUUCGAGAGCAAAACUUUAUCACGGAUCUAUUCAGUUUACAUAAAGGAGCAAGAUUGGAUACGACGGGGUCAUCUGCCGACCUCGUGUCACCCGCUUCUGAGGCAUCCGACGAAGUGAUUCAAAACUGGCAGGAGCUCCUGAGUAGGCCUCGUGAACCCAUCAAAGAUCUAAAGCUCUCCAAGCGAAUACAAGAACUCGUUCAAGGCAUAUUUGACGAUGUCCGGGAGGAGAUCCUGCUUAUUCUCGAUGCGGGAUUGAAAGGGGAUCAGACAUUUGCAGUUGGGAUGAUGGUUCGAGUGGAAGAAUACACUGAGGAAUACAAAGAUACGUGUCACACGUAUAAUCUACUCUUGCUGGAAGAAAUCAACAAGAAGCUUGUUUCAAUGUUUGAGAGGUUUUUGGAGGAUCAAAUAAAGAGUAUUGAUGAAACAAAAGUAACGUCAAAGAAACGAAGCGGUAUCUUAUCUUUUAUCAGAACGUUUCCGAAAUUCGUUGACCGUGUUGAGAAAUGCCUAGGAGGGUCUACUGGUCCCGCACGACGAACAGUCAACCAGGCAUAUGCACGCAUCGUCAAGACUAUGCUCGAAACGCUUGACGCCAUGGCCCAGCAGGUCGCCAACGACACAAAAGCUGCUGCCGACGACAAGGAACAUUUGAACAUUCACAUCCUUCACGUCGAAAACAUGCAUCACUUCUAUUCGGAAGUCCGAGCACGAAAAGUACCCAGUCUGGACCCGUACGUGAAGCAAGCAAAAGCAACGUACGACGUUCACUUGGACGCCUAUUGUAAAGUGGUCAUAAGAAAGCCACUGGGAAAACUAUGGGACUUUUUUGAAGGCAUUGAAGGGCUGUUGAAGACAAAUACACCGGAAGAGGUGAAUUAUCACAUGCAAUUCAAUAAGUCUGCACUCAAGGAAGUGGUUCGAAAAUACCCCGGCAAAGAGAUCAAAAAAGGUCUCGAGUCCCUCUACAAACGGGUUGAAAAACAUUACACGGACGAGGAAGGUCUUUUGCAGGUGGUGUGGCGAGGUAUUCAAGAAGAAUUUACGAAGCGGUUUAGAAGAUACGGGGAGUUGAUCAUGAUUUGCUAUCCCGAAACUUCCACUCGAUUGGAAUUCACAAUGGACGAGUUGUUGGGUUACUUUUCAGAGCUGGCCAGGGCUCAUUGAUGUUGUAUUGAUGUGUUUAAAUAUUGGUUUAGAGUGUGCCAUUAUAUAUCACGGAAAUGAUGUG
This is a messenger RNA of Spizellomyces punctatus DAOM BR117, 3279 nucleotides long. RefSeq lists its product as uncharacterized. The transcript is spliced from 20 exons. Gene Ontology annotation, biological process: exocytosis; Golgi to plasma membrane transport. Lineage: Eukaryota; Fungi; Chytridiomycota; Chytridiomycetes; Spizellomycetales; Spizellomycetaceae. Gene Ontology annotation, molecular function: phosphatidylinositol-4,5-bisphosphate binding. The record is from RefSeq and is a predicted model, not a curated record. Bases 126 to 3215 code for a protein of 1029 amino acids. Gene Ontology annotation, cellular component: plasma membrane; exocyst.